Salvelinus sp. IW2-2015 is the source of this 1162-nucleotide messenger RNA. RefSeq names its product regulator of G-protein signaling 21-like. The transcript is spliced from 3 exons. NCBI's taxonomy places the organism in Eukaryota, Metazoa, Chordata, Actinopteri, Salmoniformes, Salmonidae. The record is from RefSeq and is a predicted model, not a curated record. Bases 59 to 511 code for a protein of 150 amino acids.
CCAGGUGUGAGGCAGAUUUGAUAUUGUGUUUUGAAAAUCACUGAUUACUGCGCUAGUGAUGGAUCUGAACGCUCUUUUCAAGGGUAGAUUCUGUUGCUUUCUCAAGGACCCACUUGAAGAGGCUGAGACUUGGGGAGAGUCUGUGGACAAACUCCUGUGUAGUAAAUCUGGGCAGGCAGCUUUCCGACAAUUCCUGAAGUCAGAGUAUAGUGAGGAGAAUAUCCUGUUUUGGCUGGCCUGUGAGGACUACAAGAAGAUCAAGUCUCUUCCAGGGAUGAUCUCCUCUGCAAACAGGAUCUACUCUGAGUUUGUGGAAUGUGAAGCACCCAGACAGAUCAACAUUGAUUGUGGGACCAGAGAAAAUAUCACCAAGAACAUCUCCCAGCCGAGCCUGACUUCCUUUGACGCGGCACAGAAGUUGAUCUACAGUCUGAUGGCCAGGGAUUGUUACCCACGAUUCCUCAAGUCAGACAUCUACCAGGAUUUGCUGAGGAGAGCAGAUGCAAGGUGACUCUCUUGAAUAACAAACGCUCUAAGUGUUUCUCAACAUUCUAUGUACCAGACACUGGCAAGCUAUAGUCCCUCUAUCCAUGGAGGACCACUUUGAUUAAAGGAAUGGUUUUAUUUCUUUUUUACCUUAUUUUCGACUUACCUAGGAUGUCGUUACCUAUGGUUUAGUUUAGCAACGUCCAGAAUAUCCUGGCUAGACUGUGUUUAAAUGUAGCAAUGCACGUGGAAAUGGAUUGUAUCGUUCCUUAAAACUAGCACCUGAGAACUGACUAAAUGGCUGUCAGCUAACCAUUUAACCAGGAACUGGUCGAGAACAACCCAGAAGUUGAGAAACACAUUCUUUCGCCUCUUUCAUCUACUUAUGCUUACCAUGUCAUUGCAAUCCAUGUCCAAACAAUAUCAGAGAUAUCCUUUCUUUAACCGGUGACUACAUUUAAUGGGUUGAUUCCAUCCUCAAUGAAUGUAUAUAGUAUAAUGUGUGCAAUGUUGGUUGUAUUUAACUAAGUUAUUUGUAGAGAGUAAAAUGCCAAAAUGUUGCCCCUUUGACUAUAAAUUAGAUGACGAAUAAGUUCUUAAUUUGUAUCAAUAGUAUUAUCACUUCUGUAUGUAAUCAGAUACUGUCUCAAAUUGAAAUUAAAAUGAUCUGAAUGAA